AUGUAUCCACCUUGUAAAAAGAAAAAACUUAAUAACAACGAGGUAACCAACAUUUUUUUAAAAAAUGAAAAUAAGAUGAGUGUUCAUAAUAUUUCUAUGAAUGCUGUUUUAUGUUCCUCAUUAAAUUUAGAUAAUAUUUAUAAAUAUUUUUCAAAUUGUAUAUAUAACCCUAGAGAAUUUAAAUGUAUGAGAAUUGAUGUACCCGUCAGUUUAAAUACAGUACAUAAAUAUAUAAAAUAUUUGAAUAAUAAAAAGGAAAGACAAAAUGAUGAUAUAUCUAAAAUGAAAAAUGAACAAGAGAAUGAAACAAUACAUUCUAAUAAUUAUAUUAAAGAAGAGAAUAUAACAACUGAAAGCAAUAACUUAAAUGAUAAUAAAUUAUCAGAUAGUAACAACUCUUUGAGUGGUAAAAUAUUAACAGAUAAUAAAUCAGAUGAGAAUUCAAUAAAUAUAUCUAAAAAUAAAUCUAAUAUAGAUGAUAAUAAUAGUGAUAAUAAAAAUAUAGAUAUUAUUUAUGAUAUGGAAACGAUGGAUGCUUUUAAUGAAUCUGAACAUACAAUGAAUAAAAAAUUAAUUAUUAAUGUUUCAAUUUUUUCAAAUGGUAAAAUUAUAUGUACAGGUAAUAACUCAAUUGAAGCUUGUAAAGUUGCUAUGAAAAAAAUUGAAAAGAAAUUAAAACAAUUAAAUUUUAAAAAUAUUAAAUUAAAAAAAAUAACAAUUACAAAUAUUUUGGCUGUAUAUAAUGUGGGAUUUUCUAUAGUCUUGCCCCUAUUUGCUCAAUAUUAUAAAAGUGUGGAUUAUGAUCCAAAUGUAUUUCCAGCAUGUAAAGUAAAAAUUGCCCUUAUGAAUGAUGAUAAUAAGUCUAAUGACAACAAUGAGCAUAAUGAUAAUAAUUAUGCUUGGUGUAAUGCUAAAAAUACAAUAGACAAGGAUAAGAGCAAAGUGGAUAUCGUUUCUGCUAGUAUUUUUUCAACUGGCAAUAUAACUUUAACAGGGGGAAAAAGUUACGAAAAUCUUCAAAAAUGUAUUAAUAUAUUAUUGCCAUAUUUAAUUAAAAGUAAAUCUCAACAUUGA
This is a messenger RNA of Plasmodium adleri (nom. inval.), 1074 nucleotides long. Its product is annotated as transcription initiation TFIID-like, putative. The coding region runs from base 1 to 1074 and encodes 357 amino acids. The record is from RefSeq and is a predicted model, not a curated record. Gene Ontology annotation, biological process: DNA-templated transcription initiation. Lineage: Eukaryota; Apicomplexa; Aconoidasida; Haemosporida; Plasmodiidae. Gene Ontology annotation, molecular function: DNA binding; RNA polymerase II general transcription initiation factor activity. The transcript has 3 exons.